AGGUAGCAGGUGGCGACGCUUUGGAGCCCUAACUGAACUAUGCAACAUUAUGGCCAAGUUAGACAACCUUUCAAACACUCUUUUAUUUUAGUUACUUUAUGAAAUAAACGACCUAAAUGGUUAAACAAUACGUCAACUUUACAAAUAUACGAUCAUAGAUCAUAGCUCAUAGCCAUAUCAUAGUGAUCAUACGAUUUGUUAUGAGACUAUGAAUCCAAUAUUGCACAUUUUACAUUUAUUUAAUAAAGUGUAAAUCAACAGUUUAACAUGGAUGAUGAUUGUUGUGAAUUGCUCAGGUGUUGUUGUGAAUGUGGUCUUUGCCUAGGUCUUUGUUGCUUGUGCUGUAAAAGUAAUGAUUCAAAUCACAACUCAAAUCCGUAUGCAAAUGGUCCUGGUAAUGUAACAGUUACUACUCAGCCAGUACCACAGCAGCCAUAUCCAGUUCAUGGUGGACCUCCACCAGGGGUUUAUGGAGGAACUUCUUACCCACCACCUUCAAUGCCUUUGCCUCAAGCAGGCUACUAUCCUCCCCCUCCAAUGGGAUAUCCUCCUCAUGGAGCAUAUCCACCAGGACCGGCUCCAGGUGGAUCACCAUAUCAACCUCCAGGGGGUUACCCACCUCAUCCAGGAUUUCAACACCAGCCACCGCCCUACGAUAUAGCAGUAUCACAACCCCCAAUGCAUCCACCACAGCCUAUCCACGAAGGAUAUGGAAAACAAGCUCCUUAUAAUCCCAGUUAUCAAAGUUAAGUUAAAACAAUAAUACAAUGAAUUAAAUCAGAUUGGUUGUUAUCUUAAAUCGUCCAUUAUCACUUAUAGUUUUCAUUGACGUUUUCAGAUUAUUAUUAUUAUAUAUUUCCUACGAAAAAUAAAAAAUAAACAGUGAAAUAUUACUAGCACCGUUGGAAUUACUAUCUUUAAUUUAAAACAUCUAUAAAAUUUAGUCAGGAAUGGAAUAAAAAAAUAUAAAAGUUUCUCAGAAAACUUUCUUAAUAGGCAAAGAAUCAAUUUAUUUCAGUUACUGUACACAUCUUCAAUUAAACCGAUAUAGUGACAUUUUUUUCUUCGCUGUGUUUGCAGUUUUUCAGAUAAGAUAAAUAGAGAUGAGAUGAAAAAUAUUUUCUUAUUUUAUAAUGAAUACACAAUAAAAAAGAUAGUUCUUUUAAUUUAGGGAUUAUUCAUUGUAAAUAAUAUAAAAUUACAUUUACUCACCGGCACAAAUAAUGAACACCUUAAAAUUUUGAUGUAUUUUAAAGUUUUCUAUAUUGUGUACUAGUGGACCGAUUUUGAUGAUUUUUAAAGCCCUUCACAUAAUAAUAUGACUUUUCAAUUGACAAUGACAUUAGAAAAACAAAAACUCUAUUAAGAUGUAUCUAGAUGAUAAAGCGAUUUUUAAAUUUCUUGCUUUGUUAACAUAUUCUACAGGGUGUUUCAAACUUUUACCAAAAUAUUAACACUUUGUUUUCCCUUGUAUAAUUGGCAUAUGGGCAGAUUUUCAUUUUUAAUUUAAAAAGAAGUACUAAAAUAUCACGUAAUUUAGCUACAAAUUGCUUGAAAAAUAAUCAGAAUGGUCCAACGAGAACAAAAUAUAUUAUACUUUAAAAUACAUAGGUACAAAUUUUAAGGUGCCCGUUUUUCGUGUCGGUGAGUGUAUAUACAUAUUUUUAUAUUUAAAUUUAUUGUUAUUUAGAGUAGAUCUAUGUUUUUAUAUAUUUAUCAAAUGGGUUCAUUUUAUUUCUUAAUGUAUUUUUUAUUCAAUUGUGUCAUCGCCAUUUUAGCGUAAAAUAGGUAUAUUUCAAAUGGCAUUUAUAAAAAAUUAUUAUUUGACAUUAUCUAUUUCUUAAUGCGCACAAAAUGUCUCUCAAAAAGUUGCUUGUAGCAAAUUGGACCAUAUAUUAUUUUUAUAUAUAAUUUGAUAAUUAAAGUCUGUCCAAGGAGUUAGGGAAGAUUUUGACGUAGGACAUCCAAAAAAUGACAAAUGAUACAAUUUACUGUAAAUUAAAUUAGCAGACAACUGUCAUGUAUAUUCUUGUUGGACAGACUUUAGACGAAUAUAUUAGGCAUUGAGUAUUAACAAAAUCAUGUAUUUUUAAUCAGUGUCAAUUCCAAGAUUUUUUGAUACGUAUAUACUCAAAAAAAAA
Messenger RNA from Sitophilus oryzae (rice weevil), 2141 nucleotides. Its product is annotated as proline-rich protein HaeIII subfamily 1-like. The transcript is spliced from 6 exons. NCBI's taxonomy places the organism in Eukaryota, Metazoa, Arthropoda, Insecta, Coleoptera, Curculionidae. The record is from RefSeq and is a predicted model, not a curated record. The coding region runs from base 268 to 750 and encodes 160 amino acids.